AUGCGAGGGCAUCCGAGGGCAAGAGGAAUUACGCGAGGAGCAGGAGGGAGUGCACGGCGACCUACAAGAAACAAACUAUACAAAGAACAGAGCUGGGCUUCAAUGGCGGCGGUGUGUGGUGAAAACAAGACAAGCUUUAAUAAAUAUGCUCUUUCUUGUGCUAUUCUUGCUUCUAUCAUCUCCAUCAUUUUUGGCUAUGAUACUGGAGUUAUGAGCGGAGCGAUGAUUUUCAUAAAGGAGGAUCUGAAUAUCAGUGACGUCCAAGUCGAAGUCCUCGCCGGGAUUCUAAAUAUAUGCGCUCUGUUUGGAUCUUUAGCGGCGGGAAGAACGUCUGAUUACAUUGGACGGCGCUAUACGGUCGUUUUAGCGUCGGUGAUUUUCUUGAUCGGUUCGGUUUUGAUGGGAUAUGCUCCGAAUUACGCUAUCUUAAUGACCGGACGAUGCAUUGCCGGACUCGGUGUCGGUUUCGCCCUCAUGAUCGCUCCGGUUUACUCGGCAGAGAUUUCGUCUCCUUCGAAUCGAGGUUUGUUGACAUCUUUGCCGGAGCUUUGCAUCAGUUUCGGCAUCUUACUCGGCUACACUUCGAAUUACUUGUUCGGGAAAUUGACUCUGAGACUCGGCUGGCGGAUGAUGCUCGGCGUCGCCGCCGUCCCUUCGAUAGUCUUAGCCAUCGGCAUAUUGAAAAUGCCGGAGUCACCGAGAUGGUUAGUCAUGGAAGGUCGAUUAAAAGACGCCAAGGCAAUCUUAUUACUGAUAUCCAACACCGAGGAAGAAGCCGAGUCUCGGUUCCACGACAUAAAACUCGCGGCUGGGAUCGAUCCGAAUUGCGUCUCGGACGUCGUCAAGCCAACCAACAUCAACCACGGCCAAGGCGUAUGGAAAGAACUUAUAAUAAACCCGACACCGAGCGUACGUCGGAUCCUAAUCGCCGCCAUCGGAAUCCAUUUCUUUGAGCACGCAACGGGAAUCGAAGCAGUCGUAUUGUACAGUCCAAGAAUCUUCAAGAAAGCCGGAAUCGUCACCAAGAGCAAGCUCUUACUCGCCACUGUCGGUGUCGGCCUAACAAAAACACUUUUCAUCUUAAUAGCCACACUUUUCCUCGACAGAUUCGGGAGACGACGACUCCUAUUAACCAGCACCGGAGGAAUGAUCCUUUCCUUGACCGGUUUAGGCUUUGCCUUAACCAUGGUGGAGAUCAAACCAGACGAAAAACUACUCUGGGCAUUAUGUUUAAGCAUCGUCUUCACCUACACGUACGUAGCCUUCUUCUCCAUCGGCCUUGGUCCGAUCACAUGGGUUUAUAGUUCCGAAAUAUUUCCUCUCAAAUUAAGGGCACAAGGGGCCAGCAUCGGUGUUGCAGUCAAUAGGUUGAUGAAUGCCGUAGUUUCGAUGAGCUUUAUCUCGAUAUACGAGGCCAUUACCAUUGGAGGUGCCUUCUUUAUAUUCGCCGGUGUAUCAGUCGUGGCAUGGUGGUUUUUCUACUUUUUGCUGCCGGAAACCAAGGGAAGGACACUGGAAGAGAUCGAGACGCUCUUCAGCAAGAACACCGCACGGCAUGGAAACCCAAGUCUGGAAAUUCAGCCGACUAGUAAUACCGGUGUUUCAGUAGGAGUUUGA
Molecule: messenger RNA, 1617 nt
Organism: Hibiscus syriacus
Lineage: Eukaryota; Viridiplantae; Streptophyta; Magnoliopsida; Malvales; Malvaceae
Product: probable polyol transporter 6
Exons: 3
Coding region: 1-1617 (538 amino acids)
Biological process (GO): transmembrane transport
Cellular component (GO): membrane
Molecular function (GO): carbohydrate:proton symporter activity
Source: RefSeq, a predicted model, not a curated record